AUGCCAACGGAUAACGCGGCUCAGGGCUCAUCGGUGAUGACCUCGUCAACUUCUGUGCCGGAACGGGUUAAAAUUCGGAUCCCAGAAUUUACCCCGGAUGAUCCAGAACUCUGGUUUUGCAUACUGGAGCGGAACUUUAUUGCCGCUGGCAUAACGUUGGAUGGUAUAAAGGCAAGUUACGUCACAGGGGCCCUUGGUGCGCGAUUCAUCACUGAGGUACGCGAUGUUCUUUUGAACCCGCCAGCGUCCGGAUUAUAUGAUACUUUAAAAACGGAACUGAUUCGUCGAUUAAGUGUCUCCCAGGAACAAAAGGCCAGGAGGUUGUUAGAGCUUGAGGAGAUUGGCGAUCGCAAGCCGUCGCAAUUUUUACGGCAUCUACGCGGUUUAGCUGGGACUUGUGUGUCGGAGUCGUUAUUGCGGACUCUGUGGCUAGGACGUUUGCCAACGAAUGUGCAAGCUAUUCUCGCGACUCAGAAAGAUACCGCGUUAGAUAAGGUGGCUGAAUUGGCGGAUGCGAUUCUUGACACGGGGCCUGGGCGCGUGUCAGUGGCGGAAGCUGCAUAUGUAAGUCCCGCAGGACCGAUUUCUCCUACGGAUGCGGUCACAGAGCGGAUGAUGCAGCUGCUGAUCACUCUGCAGAACCAGACCGAGAUUAUGCAGGGUCAAAUUGCGGAGCUGCGCGCUUCGCGAAGGGACCAGCCGCCCGUACGACGUUUCGAGCGAAGACGCAGUGCAUCGAGACGAGGAUUCAAUUCGCGGGAGCGGUCGCAAUCAACCGGCGCACAGUGGGGUAUUUGCCCCUAA
Osmia bicornis bicornis is the source of this 804-nucleotide messenger RNA. RefSeq lists its product as uncharacterized. The transcript has a single exon. The coding region runs from base 1 to 804 and encodes 267 amino acids. NCBI's taxonomy places the organism in Eukaryota, Metazoa, Arthropoda, Insecta, Hymenoptera, Megachilidae. The record is from RefSeq and is a predicted model, not a curated record.